Molecule: messenger RNA, 701 nt
Organism: Megalops cyprinoides (Indo-Pacific tarpon)
Lineage: Eukaryota; Metazoa; Chordata; Actinopteri; Elopiformes; Megalopidae
Gene: rpl9
Product: ribosomal protein L9
Exons: 7
Coding region: 33-611 (192 amino acids)
Biological process (GO): cytoplasmic translation
Cellular component (GO): ribosome; cytosolic large ribosomal subunit
Molecular function (GO): structural constituent of ribosome; rRNA binding
Source: RefSeq, a predicted model, not a curated record
GUUAACGUGUUCUGUGUGUGUUAACCCUCAGAAUGAAGACCAUUCUCAGCAACCAGACAGUCGAUAUCCCCGACAACGUCGAUGUGACGUUGAAAGGGAGAACGGUGAUCGUCAAAGGACCACGGGGUACCCUCCGCAGGGAGUUCAACCACAUCAACCUGGAGCUCAGCCUGUUGGGCAAGAAACAGAAGAAGCUUCGUGUUGACAAAUGGUGGGGUAACCGCAAGGAGCUGGCCACAGUGCGUACCAUCUGCAGCCAUGUCCAGAACAUGAUCAAGGGGGUCACAGUGGGCUUCCGUUACAAGAUGCGAUCGGUGUAUGCCCAUUUCCCCAUCAACGUGGUUAUGCAGGAGAACGGCACGCUGGUGGAGAUCAGGAACUUCCUGGGGGAGAAGUACAUCCGCAGGGUCCGCAUGAGGCAAGGUGUGUCCUGCACUGUCUCCGCUGCCCAGAAGGACGAGCUGGUGCUGGAGGGCAAUGACAUCGAGCUGGUGUCCAACUCGGCCGCUCUGAUCCAGCAGGCAACCACAGUCAAAAAUAAGGAUAUCAGAAAGUUCUUGGAUGGUAUUUACGUGUCCGAGAAGGGAACGGUAGUGGAGCCGGAACAAUAAGCCCUGUAGAGCUGCCCUGAUCCAGCAAGCCACGACAGUGAAGAAGAAGGAUAUCCGCAAGUUCCUGGACGGGAUCUACGUCAGCGAGAA